This is a messenger RNA of Podarcis lilfordi (Lilford's wall lizard), 32745 nucleotides long. Lineage: Eukaryota; Metazoa; Chordata; Lepidosauria; Squamata; Lacertidae. The record is from the annotation of a GenBank genome assembly.
GUGCAGCGCGAGGCAAGAUGGCGGCGGUUGUGGCGGCGGCGGCCGCUCGCGCCUUGUCGGCGGCGGCUGUGGCGGGCGGGCGGCGGGCGCUGCUGCUGCAGGAGGGCGGCGCCUCAGGCGGGCGGAGCUGCCGGCGGUGGAAGCGGCGAGGCGCCUGGGCGGUGCCCGGAAGAGCGCUGAGCGCGGGGGUCCCUCCUCAGGCGCCCCCUCAGGCGGUGGGGGUGGGGCUGACGGAGGCCGUCCUGAGGGACGCGGUCAAGCAGCGGCAGCAGCAGCAGCAGCAGCAGGUGAGGCCAGUGGGCGGGGCGAGGAGGGGCCCCGGAUGAGGGGGGCUCGUGACGUCGGCUGCUCCCGCCCCCCCCCCCCGGGAGACCCUGGGGGAGAGCAGCCUGCUGCUUCCUCAGUAUCAUGAUCAUCAUUAUCCUUGUUAUUAAUUAAAUUUAUAUACCGCCCUCUCAUCAUCAUCCGGGGCAUGGAUGAAUGCUCAAUAGCCAGGUUGUGCGGCUGACCUAAGCACAAUGCUACUUACUGACUGAACUAUAUCUCAGUUGCAUCCACAUAACAUAGACACAAGCCAGUGACAAACCUUAAACCACAGAGCCUAGGACUUGCCGAUCAGAAGGUCGGUGGUUUGAAUCCCCGCGACGGGGUGAGCUCCUGUUGCUCACUCCCAGCUCCUGCCAACCUAGCAGUUCGAAAGCACACUUGUUCAAGUAGAUAAAUAGGUACCACUCCGGCGGGAAGGUAAACGGCGUUUCCGUGCGCUGCUCUGGUUCGCCAGAAGCGGCUUAGUCAUGCUGGCCACAUGACCCGGAAGCUGUACGCCGGCUCCCUCGGCCGGUAAAGGUAACAUCAAGGUAACAUUCAACCAUCAUGAUAAUAGUUAUGGAAUUAUAUUAAAUAUCAGCAUAUGAAAAUUAAACAGAAACCCACCCUUAACAAUUGCAAUAAAUAAUUUCUAAACUACAGUCAGUAGAACAACAGCAAGCCACAGUGCAUAAAAUAAUACAGCACAAAUUGAGGAGUGGAGGGUGGAGGGUGGGCCAAGGCAGGUGGAAGAAGGCCUUGCUUGACAAAGUCUCUACCCUCACAGUCCACAGAUCUCAGGGCGUUUCACAAGAUGAAAUCACAAUACAGAAACAUGAAAUGCACCGUCACCCCCCCUAGUCUUCCCCUCCCCCAGGUCCUGUUAUUAUUUGUUAAAUUUACAUAUCUCCCUUCAUUAGUAUGUCAAGAGAGUCCUGUAAAGCAGGUUUCCUCAACCUUGGGCCUCCAGAUGUUUUUGGCCUACAACUCCCAUGAUCCUUAGCUAGCAGGUGCAGUGGUCAGGGAUGAUGGGAAUUGUAGUCUCAAAAACAUCUGGAGGUCCAAGGUUGAGGAAGCCUGCUGUAAAGCACCUUAAGGCCGACUGGUUUGUUUAUGGAAUGAGGUUUCAUGGACCAGAGUUCAUUUUGACAGCAGGGUAGAUGUUCUGAGACUCAGUUGUGUUUGCUGUAACAGACUUUAACAUGGCAAUCCUGUGGAAUUUUUCAGUAACGGUAAUUGUGACCUGUCAUCUCCUUAAUGAAAUCUUAGUUGACUUAAUGGGUUUUAGCUGAUUCAUCUUUCUUUGGAUAAGCAUUCAAACCACAUUCAAGUGGUGGGCGGAAACAGAUGCAGAAGUGGUAGAGAAAGGGAUAUGACAUUUACCUUUGUACAUAGGCUGCAUCAGAUAUGCAAAACUCAGAGGGUUCUACAGACACGUGUUCACCUCCCCAUCCAGACAUGCAAGAAACAUUAUCAAAGUUUGUUUGUUAAAUUAUAUACAUUUAUGCCCUGGCCUUGGCUACUUAAACAGGAAAAAGAGGAUCCUGCAGUUUUGGGAAGCCAUUCAUUUCCAAAUGUGUCUGUUUCUCUCCCUAGUCAGCAGAAGGUGAAGAUGGAAAAAGUUCUGAUGAGCAGCAAGAGAAGAAGCAGAAGGAAAAUACUGCCUAUGCAAAGAAGAUGGUCCUCAGGAUAGCAGGGCUUAUGGGAGCUGGCAGUGGCGUAGCGAUUAUUUACAUCUUUGGUGAGUUUGCGUUCAUCCACUGAAAGGAAUGGUUUGUGCUUUAUGGUAUACUCUAGAAAUAAAAAAAAAUACAAUCUACGACCUUUUAAAUGUGCUUGCUUAUAUAAAUGAAUAUAUGUUACAUAUAUAUAAAAAUAAAUAUAUGUUGCGUUGAGACUGCAUCCCCAGUCCCAUUAUCAGUACUAUUGGGGGGGGGGGUUCCACCUCUUACUCACUUUGACAGGUGUCUUCCAGCUGAUUUGAAUUGUGGAAAUUCCUGGUUCAUGUUUCUGUUCUUUCAGUGAUGCAGCGUGGGUUGCAGGUUCUGUGGAUUUCAAGUUGGGGGGGGGGGGUUGUAUAGCCUUGCCAGGAGAGCAUUGCUCUCUGCUGUGAAGAGCUUGUGGCCUGGCUCUGUCUUCCCUGCCUGUAUAAGUGGCUGGUUGUCUGGUCAUGAAGACUUCUCACUGGGAGGGUUUGCUGACAAAAUACAGUUAACAAUUUCUGCUGCAAAUGCCCCCAAAUCUGAUUCUAGUUACUGUUGGAAGAUCCAGCAGUAAUUCCAUGGCUCCAAGGGUGGGGCGGGGGUGGAUUUAACAGUCAAAAAGCCUGUGCUGGUCAAUGCAAUACAGUGGUACCUCGGGUUACAUACACUUCAGGUUAUAUACGCUUCAGGUUACAGACUCCGCUAACCCAGAAAUAGAACUUUGCUUCAGGAUGAGAACAGAAAUCGGGCUCCGGCGGCAGCAGGAGGCCCCAUUAGCUAAAGUGGUGCUUCAGGUUAAGAACAGCUUCAGGUUAAGAACGGACCUCUGGAACGAAUUAAGUACUUAACCCGAGGUACCACUGUACAUGCAGGUCCCACUAUCUGAAAAUAUCAGCACAUAAAGAAUUACCAUAUUUUUUGCUCUAUAAGACUCACAGUAAGGGGAAAUGUGUGUGCGUCUUAUGAAACAAAUGCAGGCUGCACAGCUAUCCCAGAAGCCAGAACAGCAAGAGGGAUCACUGCUUUCUUGUUUUCCUCCUCCAAAACUAGGUGCGUCUUAUGGUCUGGUGCGUCUUACAGAGCGAAAAAUACAGUGCACACAAACCUUGCUAUACACUCUGCAGAUUCACUGGGGGGGGGGGGAGCUGAAGCUAGGACUGAGAGCAGCAACACCACCUCCUCCAGCACCUACUUCACUGACAAGAUCCAUUUACUCAGCCCCAGCAGCAGUGAUUGCCCUCUUCUUCAGCCUGGCUGGUUCUCUGCAGGCUGGGCUCCAACAUGCUCUCUCAGGCGCUUUCCACUCAGGGGCAGCGGCAGUGACAGCUCAGGGCUCAGAGGUGGCUUCUCUCUCGGCCUUGACCACGUCCCUGGCACCAGAGGAGGGAAGAGCAGCAGCUGCACCAGAGAAGGAGGCUCUGCCAUGUUGUUCAGGGAGGGGAUCCUGUCAGUGUAGAUACAUGGUAGGAAAAUGCCAGGCUAUCAGGAAGACACUGGGAUUUUCCCUAUAGAAAACAACAGAAAUGGUUGGCUCCUUAUGUGCCCACUUGCCUAACAAACAAUUUCUGAGAAACGCUUAACGUUCUUCAAACAGGGCCGGCGUGGAUAUAGUUUGACAUGUAAUUGGAGUAAUUGUGAUAGUCUCUUGUUUAUCUUGAGUUGAUCUCUAAUAGUGUCGGCAACAGAGGAGCUCCAGCUGCUGUAUGCAAAUCGAUAUUUCUUGCAGAAAGCAUGGGGCCCCUUAUUGGAUCACAACUGACAUAAGAGUUUGGUAACAGUGGAGAAUUCCCCACGGAAUCACUCUGAUACUUCCUGAAAUAUGAUCUGUGUUUUCAGAUGGUUAUCUCUCUCCUCUGACUGGUAAAUGAAGGACCUUAUUCCUCUCUUCUUCUGCUUGCCAGUAAGGUUACAAUAUUUUUAAAAAGUAAAAUCAGCUGUUCUUUUGAGACUGAAAUAUCAAACACCCUCUUAUUCUUACUGAAUUGGUAUUAUAUUUACUUCUUGGACAUUGUAACACACCAUUCUGUGAAAUGAUGCAAAGUGACCUGUUUUUUUUGUUGUUUUGUUUUUUGGUGGCAGGUAGCAAUUCGGUGGAUGAGCAUGGUGUCAAGGUAAGCUGUUUCUUUCCUGAGUCUUUGACUUGUUAGGUGUCUUCCGCUAGGGGUCACUGUGUGCUUGAAAUUUGCUGUGCAGUUGACUGCUGAAUGCUAUACAGUCAUACCUCAUGUUACGGAUGCUUCAGGUUACGUAUUUUCGGGUUGUGGGCAGUGGGAAACCCAGAAGUACCGGAACGGAUUACUUCCAGGUUUCGCCGCAUACGCAGAAGCGCUAAAUCGCUCUUUGCACAUGCACAGAAGUGCCGGUGCCUGGGCAGACGCGGCACUUCAGGAUGCGAACAUUGCGGGUUGCGGACGUGCCUCCAUCACGGAUUACGUCCAAAACCCAAGGUUCCACUGUCUCAAUCUUGUAACAGAGUGAAGGUGAAACUUGGCAACUGUUAAACUUAUUGCCUGCUAAGAACUGAACUUAUUACCUGCUAAGAACUGAGUAAAUAAGCAAGCUAUAGAAUAUUGGAGGCCAGCAGCAGGAUUCUGGUUGCCCCUCGUGUAGAAGAUGGGAGUAGUUUAUGUGCAGUUUUCAUGAGUGAUGGCAGUAAAGUGCGCUGCCAUUUCUAUAGCAUAUCUCAGCAUCCAAAGGAUUUACUGGUUGUCACGCUCUUUGAGAUCUGUGGAUCAAGGGUGGUUAAUAAUAAUAAUAAUAAUAAAUAAUAAUAGAAGAUUAGGCUGAGAGUUGCUUUUCCAAUGCCAUGCCUUUCGUGCCUAUAUCCAGCUUUAUUUAAGUUUAUGGCUCACCCUUUUUAUGAGUUUAAGGCAAUUUAAAAAAAGAGAAUCAAAAGAAUUGUAGAGUUGAAAGGGACCACGUUGUCAAAAGAAACAGCUAAAGGUAGUUUUAAAACUGUACUGAAAAGCAACUACAGUGGUACCUCAGGUUACAUACGCUUCAGGUUACAGACUCCGCUAACCCAGAAAUAGUGCUUCAGGUUAAGAACUUUGCUUCAGGAAGAGAACAGAAAUCAUGCUCCAGUGGCACGGCGGCAGCGGGAGGCCCCAUUAGCUAAAGUGGUGCUUCAGGUUAAGAACAGUUUCAGGUUAAGAACAGACCUCUGGAAUGAAUUAAGUAAUUAACCAGAGGUACCACUGUAAAUACAAGUUUUAAAAGCAAUACAGAAUGAGUGUCCAAGGCAGAAACCUUUUAAUCCAUCCAGAAAAGCUUGCCCAAAUAUACACGUCUUUCUUUGUUUCCGGAAGCGUUUUAACCAUUGUAGCGUGCUGGGAAAUGGCAAGAACCCUCCAGGCUACAAAUCAACAACUGGACCCCUCAGGUGGGGCAGGUGGCCCUCAUAGUUUUCAGCUCAGAAAUCAAGUGAGAGGUAUAGAGCAAGACAUGGACUCGCAGCCCUUAAGGGCAUCCUGGAAGGCCUUCCGCCUCGUUCUCCCCAGCUCCUUAUGGCUCUCCAGUAAACUCAUUGCUGACAAGAAGGGCUCAGCCUGGAACACGUAACUCUUUAGACGUAACACAUAACACUGCUUGGGGGGCAGGUCUGCCGGGAAGUGAUGUAUUUAAUUUUAAAUAUUUACAGCAUUUAUAUACUGCGCAGUUCCCAGGAUGCUUUACUAUACAAAGUACAACAAGCAUCAUUCUAAAACAGAGUAAAACCAGAAGCAGAGUAAAUCAAGGUUCAAAACUUGCAGUGGAAUAGCAACCGUAUUGUUGUUGUUGUUUAGUCGUGUCCGCCUCUUCAUGCCCCCCUGGACCAGAGCACUCCAGGCACUCCUGUCUUCCACUGCCUCCCGCAGUUUGGUCAAACUCAUGCUGGUAGCUUCGAGAACACUGUCCCACCAUCUCGUCCUCUGCCGUCCCCUUCUCCUUGUGCCCUCCAUCUUUCCCAACAUCAGGGUCCUUUCCAGGGAGUCUUCUCUUCUCAUGAGGUGGCCAAAGUCUCGGAGCCUCAGCUUCAGGGUCUGUCCUUCCAUUGAGCACUCAGGGCUGAUUUCCUUCAGAAUGGAUAAAAUACCUUAAAAGCACACACACACGAACUCAAGCUUGAAAAGCCUGGGGAAAUGAGGCCGCAACCUAGAUGGAGAGGUCAUUCCAUCGCUUCUGUGGCGUUUGCUGAAAUAGCCAGAUCUCUAGUAGUCACCCACUAAACCUCAUUUGAUGAAGGCACCCAAACAAAACCCUCAGAAGAUAUUAAGGUAGUUAUAUAUAUGGAAGGAGGCAAUCCAGGAAGUAACCCAGCCCCAAGAUGAUUAGAGUUUUAAAGGCUAAUACCACUAGCAUGAGGGACACGGGUGGUGCAGUGGGUUAAACCACGGAGCCUAGUACUUGCCGAUCAGAAGGUCGGCGGUUCGAAUCCCCGCGACGGGGUGAGCUCCCAUUGCUCAGUCCCUGCUCCUGCCCACCUAGCAGUUCGAAAGCACGUCAAAGUGCAAGUAGAUAAAUAGGUACCGCUCCAGCGGGAAGGUAAACGGCGUUUCCGUGCGCUGCUCUGGUUUCAUCAGAAGCGGCUUCGUCAUGCUGGCUACAUGACCCGGAAGCUGUACGCCGGCUCCCUCAGCCAGUAAAGCGAGAUGAGCACCGCAACCCCAGAGUCCGUGACUGGACCUGAUGGUCAGGAGUCCCUUUACCUUUACUUUUUACCGCUAGCAUAAUGAAAAGGGUCAUAGCUUAAAGUUAGAACACAUUCCUUGAAUGCAGACGAUUCCAGGUUCGAUCACCAGGUAGGCCUGGGAAAGAUCCCCCCACCUGCUCCCAGUCCGUGUAGAUAAUACCGCACUGCUGAUCUGUCUCAUUAUUAGGCAACUUCCUAUGUUGGUCUGGGCCUGGAAAUGGAUUGGAAGCCAAGGUAGAUGGUAAAGAACUGGACUGGAUGUGAUUUGAUCAUAUCAUAUCAACCAGCUCCACUUAACAAUCCUGUUGCUCUACUCUUGACCAGUUGAGGUUUCUAGACUGCUUUCAGAGGUGAUCCAGCAGAUAUAAUGCAUUUCAUUAAGCCAAAGGGUUGCAGCGGGUUGAUAAAAGACUUUCCCAAGCCUCCAAGACCACUUCAGUUUCUGGCACCAGCGCUUCUGCACUCCCAGUUACUUUUCUCUCCUUCCUGGUAUUGUCACCUGCCCCCUGCAACGUACCUUUCCCGCCACUCAUUCUGAAAUGUCUCUUGCCACUCCAGGCUCUCUCACUUGGGCCGGCUCUGAUCCUGAACAAACGAUACGAGCAAACCAGGCAAGCCUAACUUUGAGCAAAGCGAACAUAUGUUUCUUCAUUAAGCACAGGAUAUAAGCUAGCCUGAGCCAAGUCCCCACCUUUCCCAAGUCCCUUUUAUGCCACCAAAAAAAGACGUGGGUGGUUGUUUCCUGUUCCACUAUGACUCAGCCCUGAGACCAGCAAGAGGCUGUGGGGAGAAGUCUGAGGCCAGGUUCCCAUAAAUGCUUUGUGGUCCUCAUUGUAGCAGGCACAUGUUGCCAUGGAUGUGUGAAUGGGCCUUGCUGGUGGGAGUUUGUGCUACCUGUUGUCCUGGGAGCUUGAGCUGGGUAGCUCUGCAUAUUCAACUGUGGCUUUUACUGGCUCCCUUUGCUCCCUAACGCAUCCCUUUGGAAACGAUUGCCUUAAUUGGGCUAAUUGAUGAAAAACCUCCUGCUACAGCCCAUUUGUGGGUUUAUUACAGGUCUCCUCUGAGAUUUCGCUGCUGGUGAGAGGAGCGGGAACGUAGGCAAAACACUUCUUUCCUGGUCUGCUUCCUUCAUCUCUUGUAGGAGUCUGGAUGGGAAAAUCUUAGUGUAUAAAGUUCACUGCAAUUUUCUGUAUACUUCUGGGUUUAAUUGCUUGUUACUGAAAUAAUACAGUGUUGGUGUACACCUGGAGCAAAGCAAGGUUAUUGCACAACAGCUAUACCUGCUUCAGAUGGUGGUUAAGGAUUACAGCAUUAUCUGUCUGAAGGACCCCGUUCCAUGGGCCUCUUUUUUUGUAGCCCCCACCCCUUUAACAUGACCGGCCAGUAAGUGGAUUCUUUUGGCAAGUGCAAUUAAUUUGGGUACCUUGAAUUCAAAUGUGUUUGUGGAGGUUACAGCUUUUUAACUGUUCAUUCUUACAUAAGUUUGCUCCGAAUGAAGCUUACUCCUAUGUAAGUGGGCAGGGCUUUUUGAAUUAAUGUAUUACAAAGCUUGGAAGUUAGGUUAGAGUUUGUUGGGGUUUUUUAAUCAAAACUUCUUAAUUAUUGGUGCUUUGUAAAAAUUGUGAUUCACCCUCCAUAGCUUUUCAUGUGGGGCGGAGGGGAGGAUAUCACUGCUUUCUACACUAGUACCCUUCUAUAACCAUUUCAGGGAGGCUGAUUAGGACUGUCUACUCUCUUUUGAUAUGCAGCACAAGCCUUGAGUGCUCUUGAGGGAAGGAGGUGUGAAGUGCUAGUGGCCUUGCAUGUCACAUACCCAAAUUAACUGUUUUGAACUGUGGGUAAGACUUCCUUAUUGCCUUUCUAUAACUGGGCAGCUUUUGAUGUUCAAGACAAAGCUGUCACUUCUCACUGUGCUGUAAACAGCCGCUAAAUUGCCUUGGGGAAGUUGCCUGCAAUAUUCCUUUGCAAAGAGUUGUCCCAGGUGAAUGGCCCUUCUUGCUUUCUUCCCUUCCCUCCACCUACCUCCUUCAGUUGGUGCUAACACGCUCCUUUCAUGCUUCCACAAAUUCCUUCUCACCUUUGCAGGCAGCAGGUCGGCUUAUUGCUGGCGCAUGCCAGCUUACUGCUUUUGAUCAUUUGUGCUAACAAGGGCCUUCCGGGCAUAAUUGCCCUCUUUUGCAGAGGUGCGUGUCAUAAGUGUGUGUGCUGGGGUGGGGGGAGUCUCAGAAUGCAAGGUUCUUUUGCCUAUGCCUUGUCUCUUCCCUUUCUAAGUGAAGAAAAGGAGUUGCUGCAUUUGCCUCUACGAUACGAUAAUCUUUAUUGCCAUUGUCCCAUACAGAACAACGAAAUUGAAAAAUCUACAUAAAACAUUCAAAACCCAACAAGCCUGCUAUCCCAGCUAUCCCAACCGGGUUAGCCCCCUAAAAACUCUGAUACCCCAUUUUUAAAUGCGAUAUACUCCCACAGAGACUACAUCCAAAUUGCAUUUGUAUAGAAACUGUUUCUCAGGCGGCUAGUCCUAGUCUUUAUAACCCUGUACCUUCUUCCAGAAGGCAGAAGCUGAAAGAGAUCAUUUCCGGGGUGUGCACUAUCCUGCGCAAUCUCUGCAGCUUUCUUAUGGCACCUGGAAGCAUAGAUUUGAUCCAAGGUGGGAAGAGUGCACCCAAUUAUUCUCUCCGCAGUCUUCACAACCCUGGACAGCAUUGUUUUUUCUUGAUGUUGUUGCUUGAUGUUGUCAGAGGACUUGAUCGUUGCUUUCAAAAGGGAAAGCCGUUUCAUGCGGUAGAUUGUGGCUCUUAGCCAUGAUACCUAAAUUUACCUUUCCUAUUCAGUGAAAUGUGCCUCUGAGCACCAGAGUCCCCAGAGGGCAGCUCGAUUCUCCUUGAACUCACGCUUUACACCCAGGCUUCCUGCAAAAUGUGGGCGAUGGCUGCUGGAGUAGAAUAAGCUGGAAAUAUGCACAGUUGUAAGUUUAUAGCAAAAUAUAUCCCCUUUAUAGGAAUGUCCGCAGGGAGCGUGGCAUCUGUCAAGCUGAUACAGGGGAUGCAGAGUUGAGGGUUUUCACAGCUGAAAUUUCUGUGGAGAUAUUGGGGGAUUGCCAUGCUUUGAAGUGGUUGUGCGCCUGCCUUUCUCAAAGGUAUUUGUGUCUUUCCCCUUACCUGCUGUUCUUGAGCCAUAAUAAAACCCCUUUGGUUUUGUUAAUAGCCCUUUUUAGGCUGCCUGUCGCAUUCAUGUGAACGGCCGCAAUGAGGCCGCCUGUGCUGGAGCAAAUGUGUCUUCUCCAAAGGCCUUGGCACACUUCACAGCUUCCUGCAAGUCGCAUGGCAUCACCUGGGUGCAAGAGGGUCUUCAGGGGGACCUGAUUUGUCUGGACAUCUUUGCCUAAGUGGCUGUAAAAUGGGGCUGGCCUUUGAUCUGCCUCUCUUUCCCACACUGUUCCUUUUCCUCCUUCUCUGGGAAGUGUGGAUUUGCAGAAGGCAGUUUCUUGAUCUUUUUUUUUUUUUUUAAUUACAAAUUUCCUUUGUCACUCUUCAAGCCUUCAUGUGCACAGCAUUGAUCUUCCAGCUUCUGGUUUUAAACAAAAUGCAAAACUAGGUUCAUUCUGGUGAGUUCCAAAAAUAUUUCAGCACGGAUAUCUUGAAAAAAGGCUUAUGGAUCCAGAUGAACCUUGGAAGGUGGGAAGCUUUGUGACAGUAGAGAAAAGAGGGAGCUAGAAGAUAGCACAUUUAGGUCCAGCAAGGAAGAAGAUGUAGAGAAAUUGAAAGCAGCUUCCUCUUAUGUCUUAUCACCAAGAUGCACAAUUGGAAAAAAAUCAGAACCUGGUCAACCCAUAUAUUUGUGCAUAUUGGAAUUGUACAUCUGACAGUUUGUUUGUUUUAAUUUUUGCACAUCUCUUAGGGCUAGAAGAACUUCUUAGCUCUCGGCAGCUUAAAAGUUGGAGACUUGCACCGAGGGGCUUGGAUUAGUUUGUUCACAGUGUUUUGAACUACUUGGUCCUAACAGCUGCUAAACAUUUUGGAGCUGAUGUUUAAGAAGUUAAUAUCUUCUCCAAGGAUGUCUUAUGAACAUCAGGUAGAAAAGAGGCCCUUUUUGUUAACCACGUGUACGUGUCCUGGUGUGUAUUUGACCCUGGUGUCUGUGGUGUGUGCUUUUCCGGAUCUAACCCUCAAGGUGGCACUGUUGAACUUUCAAACUGAACUGGUUUUGAGAUUCCUAUGGAAAGUGUUUGGUUGUAGAAACAUCCACAGAGAGCUGAAAUUCAGAUUCACCUAAUUGCUGAGACUGGUUAACCCAGGGAACAAAAUACCGAUCUGAAUGCUUUUUGCUGGCUGAUGCACCCCAGUCUGUGUAAUGCAGGUAUCCCAUCUGCUGCUUCUCUGGGUCAGUUUGGAUGGCUGCAGUGUGAUAGCAUCCUGCACUCCCCCUCUCUCUCUCGUUCUUCUUUGCUUGUCUGGCCUCCUGUAUACUCACAGAGGCACUUUUUACAUUCUGUCUCCGUUUUCUUUUGAGGGAACCUGGAACCCCUGUCCCGAAAAGUAGAUGACAUGGGGAACAUCAGUCUAAAUGACUAGCACUAAACAACUUGAGCGUCACUCUUCAACAUAUAAUAAUCUGUUAGGUCAGUGCCUUUCAAACUGUGUUCUCCAACACUCUGCAGGUUUCUCAGAAGCAAAGGGGGAUCCUCAAUGUAGUCUAGUGUGUGAGCUUAUUUUGAAAGGCAGCUUGUCUGCCCCCUGCACAUUAUCUCUUGCAGUGAGCAGGCGCUCGGGGAGUGAUAUUAUAGAAAAACGGCCUUCCCGCAACUUGGUGCCCUCAAGAUGUUUUUGAUGACAACUCCCGCCAGCCCCAGAGAGCACUGGGAGUUGUAGUCCAAAACAUCAGAGGGGCACUGGGUUGGAGGAGGACAUUCUAGAUGGUUUCCUUGUGGGGUAUACUCACAAUUCAUGCAGGGAAACAUCGCAGCCAAAAGCCCUGGCCAGUCCUCUGUUUUUGCACCCUGGAACAUUUGCCAGAAUAUUCUGCGAGGCACAGGUGUUCCACAGCAGGCGUGCCAGGGGGCAUGUGCUCCCUGGAAGUGCAGGGGUUUGAAGUGCACUGACUUCGACAGACUUCGGUGAAUCCCUCAGCCUUUAUGAUCCCUCGAGUCUUCUUGGACUGAAACCAGUAUAGAGAUCUAUCUUCUAAAACCCAGCCAGACAAUGGUGCCCCUGGGGAUGCCAUCUGAAUUGGGGAGCUCCUUGACUUGGGCCAGCAAGUGCCAGGGUGCUCUUCAGUGUUUACAUGCCCAGUUGGCCUGACUUGGUAGCAAUGGUGGCAUUUGGUUAAGUACAAGAAAGAUGGGGCUUGGAGGGCCUCUGACAGCUGCCAGUUCUCUGCUUGCACCCAGUUGUCAGCGCCAGUUUCCUGCCCUGCCAAGCCAAUGUUCCACUGCCCUGUACAAAAGGGAGUUGGGAGAUUAGACACUGGAUUAGACUUGCUGUGUCUUAAAGUCCUUCGCCUUGCCAUUUCCCAGUUAUUUUACAUAAUCCCAAACACCGGAGGAAAGGCAAAACAAAGUGAUUCAUAAACUGUGUGUGUGUUCAGUGACUGACAGAAUUAGUUUCACCCAAGAGCGCUUACUGAUACCUUUCUCUGGACCUCUGCUCUGACAAGGACAGUCCCGGUAUAGUUACUUUGCAACGUAUCCACAAGGCCAAGAGCCGCCGUGACGUUGUCCAGAGCAGGUCAGUGCCGAAGACUUUGUGGGAUUGUCUUUGUGGGAAGACUUUCUGCAGCUUGAUUGACUAGAGGAAUGGAUCAUUGUUUUCGUAGCAGGGUCUUGCCCAUUUCAGGUCAGCAGCUGCUGGGCUUCUGCGCCUGUGUCUGCGAACAAUGAAAUCUUGCUUGCAGCCAUUCUGUUGUGGCUUUCAAGGACUCUGCAGCACUCAAAACAGCUGGUGCAUCGCUAUAGAGCCUUUCAAACUGGGCUGGGCUUGUCCAGUGAGUCGUCUUUGCCCUGUGCAUCAAUGAAAAUAUCUGUUACAAGUGUAAAAAAGAUUCAAAAUUUACAAUGUUACAAGUGUACAAAAAAGAUUCAAAAUUUGCAGGGCCUUAAUUUCAACCAGCACAGAACUUUGGCAACCUGGAAAACAAAGUCCUUCAGGCAGACAAAUCCAUGCAUGCAAAGCUUUGACCCAUUUAAGAAGACAGUCUCACUUGAUUUCCCCCCCCCCCUUUCUUUUCUCUCCCCCCCUUCCCCCACUGCUUUGAAGACUUACAUCCUGUUCAGAAUUUGGAUGUUUGCAGAUAACUUUGAAGCAGUGCUCAUCAAGCUAGAGUACAGAAGUAAGUUCAGAUUAAUAGAGAAAAUAAAGCAAUGAUGUAAUUUUGGCAUAAAUGCAGAGGGGAAAUCCCUGGAAUUUUUAAGGAACAGUAGAAACCAGUAUUGUAGUAGUAUCCAAGGCCCAGAACCAGAGAGCUACUUCAGAGGCAAACAGGAGUUUGAACAGACAUGAUAGGAGAUAUAGAUAGAUAGAUAGAUAGAUAGAUAGAUAGAUAGAUAGAUAGAAUAUGUAUAACAGCAGACACAUACACACGUCCCCCAGGUGUACCACAAACUGUUUCACAGGCUGUGCUUGUGUGAUGGUCAUGGGGCUGCUAAAAAUAUCCUUAGGCAUGUAGAACUGGUUGCAUUUCUUUGGAUCUUAAUCUGAUGUUUGCAAGUCUGAAUGGCUCCUUUCCAAAGAGGAAGUGGUCUUGUUUUCUACUGAGAGGUUAGCUCUAGGAAAGAAGAGAUGGAGAGAAUCAUAUCCUAUUAAUGCCUUCAACAGUAACAAAAGUUCAAAAUAUGGAUAUGUCUUGCUUAAAGACAUACCCACUCCCUGCUCCCUUAUUCUUCAGCAAGAGGGCAUGAAGGAGAAGUGAGCCCAUAGAACCUCUUGAGGGCAGAGGCUUUCUCAGUUGUGGGUGCCUCCCCAUCAUCCGUCAGACUCCUGGAAGGGAGCUGGGCAAGGCAAAAGCAGUUUUCGAGACUCAUGUUGAAUCAGGAUUACUAAAACAACUCCCUGCUAUAGUUACCCUUUGAAAAAUCUGUUGGCACUGUGAGCUUGAAAACUGUGAUUGAAAUGGGGUCUCAGGGGCUCUAUAGCAUCUAACCAUGGGGCACAUGAGGGUCAGGGGGAUUAGGGCAGUGUUUAUAGAAACAUGCUGUGUGGAGGUUGCUGAAGCCUCUUCAUUGAUUGCACAGCGCAGCUCUGUCCCUUGAUGCAGCCCCGCAGCUUAAAGGUGUGAGAACCAUUUGGCUGCAGCCCCAAAGCUCAAGUUACUUUGUCAAGCACAAAAUGGAAUAACCCCCAGCUCAAAAGUGGUAGCUGACUCCUAAAAGCAGAGGUGUCAGGUGUUGGGGAUAUGUUCCCCCAGUCAUGGCUGGUUGUGGUUAACGCAUAUAAGCACUCUGGACAUGCUCAUUGUUGCUUUCGACAUGGUAAGUGUAGUCUCUUGGCAUUGGGCUGAACUCUCACUAAUAGCUAUACUAUAGAUGCCUUUGUUUUUGCUGGGGUGUCUGUCACUGGUGGGGCCCAUCAGGAUGUGCCAAACCUGGACAAGGGACGAUUUGUGGUAACCUGGAGGAAGAAAAAUGGGUCAGAGCAGUUUCCUUUCCCCUGCGGCAUUUAACGCAUCAUUUUGCGUCACAGCUGGGCAAAAUUGCCAUUUAUUUAUUUCUUGCAUUUAUCUCCUAUCUCCAAAGAGCUUAAGGUGGCGUGCGUGGCUCUCCCCCUCCUCAAUUAAUCCCCACAUCAACCCUGUGAGGUAGGUUAGGUUGAGAGGGAGUGACUGGCCCAAGGCCACCCCGAGAACUUCGUGGCUGAGUGGGGGGAUUUGAACCCUGGUCUCCCAGGUCAUAGCCCAACCUUCUAACCACUACACGUGGCCUUAAAUCUGCAGUGUGGCAACGAUCCUGUUACUUGAGAUCACCAAAUACUCACCAAUUGCUGCCUGAAAAGAGUUAAGGGAUAUUUCUAAUGGAGAUAGCAAGUACGAAGAGGAAAGAGAUUGAGCGUCUGAUUUGUUUCUGUACCUUUCACACUAAUUUCAUUUGGUGCCAUUGGCCCCAUUGAGAUUCCAUUGGGAAGAGGCAUAUAAACUGAGAGGCUUUUUAUACCCUGCCUUUACACAAUAGCUCAGGGAAGCUCACACCAUUGAUCGAAACAGUUUGUAAGAGCUUUAUACAAUAGAAGAAGGACAUAGUCCUGUUCGAUGGAUAGCUGACUUCCAGAGCCGCUUGCUCAAUGCCACCUCCGGAAUCCGUGACAAAACCUCCAUUGCAUCAAAAUCCUGUUUCUUGUCUUCCUAGGGCAGCCUUUGCCAACUCUGGUGCCCUUUGGAUUACAACUUGCAUCAGCACCAGGAUGCAAGUCCAGACAGCUGGCAGGUGGCAAAGGCUGCCCUAGGCCAUCUUUGCGUAGGUGCAGCAGUGACAACUCCUGAACCCACGUUGUGGCUUCCACCAGCUCUGCAGAGCAAACACAGCCCCGCCCCCAGCCAUGUCAGUUCCUCUUGUUGUACCCAAGCGUUGUCUUGCUAAGCUUCCUCCGUGUCUGGGUCUCUACCGUAUCCUGCCUGUCCCUUUUAAAAAUAGGUCCCUGCUCCUGGAAGGGUGCUGUGGGUUAUGGGAAAUAAAUACACCCCCGCCACACACACACAAACCAACAAUAACCCAUGUUUUCUGUGUGUGCCACUCUUCCUUCCUGUUGCCCAUUUUGACCCUGCCUGUUUUCCACUGACCCGUCUGCAUUGGAGGAACAGCCAGCACGAAACCACUGUCCGCAGCUGCCACAUCCCUGAGGUAGUUGCUGCUCUGUAAACAUUUAAGGAAGGAAGGAAGCAAGUCAUGCCGCUGCUAUGCAGCCUCGUUCCAAGAGCAUUUUCACUGGUGAGAUUUGGCUGGCUUGUUGGAGACACCUGAGCAAUGCAUGCAUCCAUUCUGCUACAGAGCUCUAGCACAUGGGUAGGCAAACUAAGGCCCAGGGGCCGUAUCCGGCCCAAUAGCCUUCUCAAUCCGGCCCGUGGACCGUCUGGGAAUCAGCGUGUUUUUACAUGAGUAAAAUGUGCCCUUUUAUUUUAAAAUGCAUCUCUGGGUUAUUUGUGGAGCCUGCCUGGUGUUUUUACGUGAGUAGAAUAUGUCCUUUUAUUUAGAAUGCAUCUCUGGGUUAUUUGUGGGGCAUAGGAAUUCGUUCUUUCAUGUCCCCUACAAAAAAAUAUAGUCCGGCCUCCCACAAGGUCUGAAGGACAGUGGACUGGCCCCCUGCUGAAGUUUGCUGACCCCUGCGUCUAUCAUGUAAGAAUUGCCUCCCCAGAUCAAGCUAACAGUGGGGAGGCGUCAAGGAGGGUGGCCUUUCUGAAUGCCCAGCCUGGGCUGUCUUCACCCUUGACGAUUAUCUUGAUCUCUCAUGGCUCAUUGACCCUCAUAUUGCUCUGUGGUGAGAUAGAAGCCUUUCUCACUACAAUACCUCAAAGACCACCUCUCUCCAUACGAACCUACCCAGACCCUGCAAUCAUCAUUUGAGGCCCUUCUUCAUGUGCCCCCUCCACGAGGGGUCCAGAAGGUGGCAACGCUGGAAUGGGCCUUUCCUGUGGUGGCUCCCCAUUUGUGGAAUGCUUUCCCCAGGGAGGCUUGCCGUGGGCCUUCAUUACGUACAUUUAGCACCAGGUAAAAGCGUUCCUCUUCUCCUAGGCCUUUGGCUAAUUAAACAAUCUAUGGCCUUUUAAACUGGGGGGGGGGGAAUAUGGUUUUGCUUGUUAUUGUGCUAUGCAUUUUUGUAGUUUUAUACUGUAAACCAUCCUGUGAUCCUCAGGUGAAGGGUGUAUAUAAAUUAAAUGAAUAAAACGAAUGUAGACCAAGCAAGCCUAUAAAGAUACAUUUCCCAUUUCAAGGUUUUCUGGUGCCCAUCAAAGGUAAAAGGCAGCUGCCUGUUCCCAGGUGGGAAUUUGGAUCCUCCUGGUCCAGAAUCUUGAAUUGGUUGGGCUUCUCUGCCCAAUUUUCUUUUAUUGCUGAUAAAAUAGGAAUGCCCCGCGGGGCUCUUGCUUCACAGGGCUGAAGAAGCUGAAAUUAGUAAAACACUUGCAUGAAAAUCCUUCAGCUUUGCUUGCUUUCAGGAUAGGUAUGUUGCUGUGGUUUUUUAAAUUGUGUUUUAAGGCUGAUGUGUUUGCCUCCCCGGGCUCCUUUUGCGGGGGAAGAACAGAAUAUAAAUGUAAUAAGUAAACAAUAGAUGAAGCCCGAAAACUGUAAAAUGGUGUGGGUACAGCUGCUGGGGAGGUUUUAAGACAUAAAUGGCAAAAUAGUAACUGUAGCUGAGCCUUACUUAGGCUUGGUCAGAAUAAAUGAACUGCGAAAUAGGCGCACUCACAGGCUGUUUCCCCUCUGCUCUUGCCUUGUGACUUGAAACAUGCUGUGGAGUCAAAGGAAUUAUACUACCUUCUCUUUCUCUUUGCAGAUCCCCGAUGAGUUUGAUAACGGUGAGUAGGCAGACCAUCCUUCCUGCUUUUUAAAAGUCGCCUUGGUAUGUUGGAGUCACAGCAAGCUAGACAGAGGAGAACCCUUGCUGGUAGCACUGGAAGACUUGGGAAAGAGAUGUUGUACUAGGGGCCUUUCUGCUCCUCGGAAUACCUUAGUCAGCGCUUGGGCUUUUUGUGUUUUAAGAAUCCCGUGCUUUCAUCCCUACAAAUAUGCCAAUUCCCACCUCAGAUCUUGCAGUACAGAUGCCGUUUUGUGGCAGGUGUGUGAAUGUUCUCCACGUUUCAGUUGAAUUAUCUCCUGAAGUUUUUGUAAUGGCUAAUUAGUCAAACGUGGAACUGGAGCAGCUGAAAAGCUGUAAGAUUCAUGCUUACCUGACAACUAGUCCUUGUGGUACUUUCUCAGCACAGUGAUGAGCCCUCACUGUUUGUGUGGACCAGAUUUGAGUGCAUUUGAGAGUGAAACAGGUGCUCUGGUGGCUUCUAAGGCCUGCUAGGCAGCUUUCCAAGCGCUAAUAGAAGAGAACUUUGCGCAUGCUCUGGAUGGAAACUUGGAGAGCGUGUCAUUGAGGGCAGCCUUCCUCAGCCUGGUGACCUCCAGGCACUUUGUUGUUUCUUUCCCCCCAAUUUUUUUAAUUAAUUUAAUAAUAAUAAUAAUAAUUUAUACCCCACCCAUCUGGCUGAGUUUCCCCAGCCACUCUGGGUGGCUCCCAAUCAAGUGUUAAAAACAGUACAGCGUUAAAUAUUAAAAGCUUCCCUAAACAGGGCUGCCUUCAGAUGUCUUUUAAAGAUAGGAUAGCUGCUUAUUUCCUUGACAUCUGAUGGGAGGGCGUUCCACAGGGCGGGUGCCACUACCAAGAAGGCCCUCUGUCUGGUUCCCUGUAACCUCACUUCUCACAGGGAGGGAACCGCCAGAAGGCCCUCGGCGCUGGAUAACACAAACAGAAAAACAAACAAUACAAACAGAUUCUUGUCUUAUCCUUAUUUUUUCUAAACAUUGUUAAGUGAGCUUCCCCAAGUCCCCCCAUCUGAUUUUCAUUUUACCUCAUGUUUCUCAGUUUACAUAUAUCAUAAUUUUAACCAUUUUUUAUCACGCUUACUUUUACCAUAAGAAUCUUCACAUUUUAUCCCUUACAAAUAAUACUAUUUUAAAAAACACUAUCUUCUACUUCUAACCCUACAGCCUAUAUCCACUUCCAAAGCUAUUCUAAGUUUUAAAUAUUAGCAUAUUUUUUUCAAAUAUUCUUUAAACUUCUUCCAAUCUUCUUCCACCGCCUCUUCUCUCUGGUCAUGGAGUCUCCCAGUCAGUUCGGCAAGUUCCAUAUAGUCCAUCAUCUUCAUCUGCAGACCUCCAGGCACUUUGAACUCCCCUUAGCCCCACCUAGCAAGGUCCGUGUUUGGGGCGUGACGGGAACUGUAGUCCCAGCAACAUCUCCAGAGCACCAAGUUGGAGAAGUCUGAAGUAUCCUGUGUUGCAGCCUGACCUUAAAGCUGCACAGAACAAAGGUCAAAAACACUAGAAUGGGGGAAAGGGCCACCGUUCUUAGUUCUCAGUGGUUUUACAUUAAAGCUGCUGUUUGACCCAUGUGCAAUUUGGGACAUGAUAGCAUUUCGUACCUUGUGUGCAUCAAUAGACGUUCCCUGCUCAGGCACCUUCUUCGCAGCUCAAGGCACAUCUGAUAAAAGCCUGAGCCUGUCUUUAGCGUUUUAAAUUUGUGCUGCCAGCUAGCCAAGCGCCUUCCGACACUUCAGUAUUUAAGCAGCUGAGAAGUCUGGUGGGCAGGCUGGGGGGAGAGAUGCAAUGCCCCAGAAGUUAAGCUAUAAAUAUGUUAAUUCCUUGCUGUGUAAAACCGGAGAGUAAGGGAACAGCAACAGGCGUGACCUGCUCACCCACCCUCCUCUUUACAGGGGGGGGAAAUUAAAACCCCACCUAACACUUCCAGGAAUAACCAGAAUUGCUUUACAUUUCUAAUUGGACGGGUGAAAGGUUUGGGGAGGAGGCUUUUUUCUGCGGCUGCCUUGAGAGCAGAUGUACCGGUGCAUAAACAGCACGCCUGCCCCUUGUCGAGAACAGAAGGUCAGGCGGAACUUGUGCCAGGCGGGGGGAGAGUUCACAAUGCUUCUGCUGCGCCCCACAGACACCCAACACACACACACCCCCCGUGCCCGUUCUUGGGGGCUGCUGGAGGCAAAGAGCAGUCACUGAGGUUACGAUGCGAAUGAAUGGCGAGACGGGGAGCCUUUGGGGCAGGGGAGAGGGGGGUGCGAGUGUGUGCUCGCCUGUCCCCCGGGGCAAGGCAAAACCAUAGGCAUUCCAGAUGUCCUCUUUAGCUAUUCCGCUUUUGAAGAGAGAGGGGCAGGUGGAGAGGCAGAUUUCAAGACAGAAUCCUGUGGGGAGCGAGAGCUUUGGGUCAGACUCUGAAGCAGCUUCCACCAACCUGGCACCCAUCAGGUGUUUCAAACUCCCAUCCCUCUCAGCCAGAAUGACCAGCGGCCCAGAGCGAUGACCAGGGUUGUCCUCACAAAUACCUGGAGAGAAUCGGGUUUGCAGAGGCCUCUCCUUUUCCGUACCAUUGCAGAGCUGUCAACUUUCCCCCUUUUUUAAAGGGAAAUUCCUUUAUUCCGAGUAGGAUUCCUCGCAAGAAAAGGGAAAAGUUGACAGCUAUGCCAUUGGCAUGUCUUGGUUGCCUGAGAUUUUGCUUUGCAGCUGCCGGUUUGGCUGGGACGACACCCUUUGUGAGCCUCUGGCCCACGGGGCCCCCCAGACGCGAUUCUCUACUCAGAGUGCUUACUUUUGGCUGUUAACUUUGGGUGUCUCCGACGGUCCCGCUCCGCUGAGCAACCGUCUUCUUCCCAGCAUCCCCUCCCUGGUGCAUUUGCCAAAAAAUGCGCACUUUUGAGCUUGGUUUAGUGAGGACACUGUUGGGCUAUGUCCUGAAAUACUUGCACAUGAGUGGGGUCAUUUAUUUAUUAAUUUAUUUAACAGGCUUUCGUCGUCCAGGAGUUUCAAAAGCGAACAGAGGCUCUUGGGGGGGAGAGUCUGUACAAUAGAAGGCCAGAUGGAACUUAGCGCAGGGCGUUCAGAAAGCAGAUUGCCCAGUUAGGGGAACUUUUCCGAUAAAAUAUGUAGGAAGCCAGUAGGGAGGAGAGGGUGUUGUGGUUUUUUUGUGUUUUUUUGCCUGGGAUAGGAAGCUUCUUUCACCAGCUCCUUUCAGCCGGCCUGGCAUAUGCUCCCAGGAGAUUAGAAGGCAUUCUCCAGUCGUGGCCCCAUUGUUGCCCACAAUAGAUUUAUUAUUUCUCUUCCCCACCCCCACCCCCUCCUCACCCCGUUUACACUUCCCACCACUUUCCCUGCCGUCCAGAUUUUCAGCUAACUCCCCAACCUCAUCCACCCAUUGACAGAAAGUUGUACAGGUUCCUGUUGGCACGUUUUGUGUAAGCUGCUCUGUCCCGGUCCUUGCGCUGGGAGCACCGAAAUUGCUCUCUGCAACCCUCCUUCGCUCUCCUUGUGUCUUAUUUAACUGUCAGCUUACUUCCCCCUAAGGAAUCUUUAAAAGCUUAGAUUUUAAAAUGGCUCACCAUUCAUUGGGAGGUGUCUAACACAGUCUUCCCCAAACUUGGGUGUUUUGGGGUUUUUUACUACAGUUCCCAUCAUCCCUAGCUAGCAAGACCAGUGAUCGGGAUGAUGGGAAUCGUAGUCCAAAAAAAGAGCUGAAGACACCCAAGUUUGGGAAACGCUGUGCUAGCAUUUUACAGCAAAGAAUGGAAACAGCAGCCAGUAAAAUGGGCAGGUGAAAGCAAGAGCCCAGGUUUAAUAAACAGCAGCAGAAGCAGCGCAAGAAACAAAGCCAAACAUCUUUAAAAUCAAGGACGUUUGCGGAAAAGUGUCUUCGGCUUCCUUUGAAAAGACAGCAGGGAGGAGCUGGAUCUCAGAGAAAUUAAGGACUGCCAUACUGAAAGACCUGCUCCUUAUAGAUCCCUUAGCCCACCAGGUGUUGCUGAACUACAGCUCCCAUCAACCCCGUCAAACAUGACCAGUUGCCAAGGAUGAUGGGAGUUGUAGUUCAGCGGCAUCUGGAGGGCCAAAGGUAUAGUUUUUAAUGUUUGAUGUUUUAAUUUGUUGGAAACCACACAGAGUGGCUGGGCAGCAUAUACUACUACUUCUUCUUCUUCUUCUUCUUCUAAUAUUUUAUUUCCCACAUCUGUUGUUGGGGCUAAUGUACAUCAUAUGGAAGCCAAAGCAAAGCCUCUCCAGAAGCUCCCAAGGUGGAUGAGUGGGAGGAGAGCAUUCCUUGAGACAGAGAAAUCCAGUCUAUUAGAUAAUGUAAUAUAUGGUGCAAAAUGAUCUAAAUCAUGCUGCCCACCCCUAGUUAUCUAGCCUGUUUACAUAUACAGAGCUGGAAGACUGAGCCUGUCCUUUGUUGCAGCAAACCAGAUAUCAAAAGCUUUAGGGCAGGUUACAGUUUAUGUAAAUAAAUACCAAUUAUUUGAGCUUUGUCCUUGACCAGCGAAUGCCUGCCGGAAUUUUUAAGCUGGUUUCUAGAAAACAAAACUAAUGGCCUUAAUUUUUUUAUACCGUAACGUCGUAGGUUGCUAGAAAUGUGCAGACACUGAAGCAAGUGUUUGAAGCACAAGCGGCCGCUUGCUUUGAAAUCAGUCGACAACAUAGACUGUAUUAUUGUGGCCAGUUGCAUCUUUCUGUGGUGCGCGGAGCCUCCUCAAGUAAAGCCUUGUUUCUUCUCACAGGCUCUGUUGACCGAGUAAAGAGAUUGAUCUAAAAGUUGGAACAGAUUCUGGUGCAUCCAAGUUGGAUGAGCAUUAAUACCGGUUUAACUUCGUUCCUUCCCGUUGCAGCCAACUGUCUGAAAAUGAGGCGUUUCAGUCUGGCGGUGGCCAGCGGCAGCAGCCUCUCAGCCAAAUUCCACCAUAUAAGCCCCCGGCAGACACCUGAAUCCCUUUGGCCUGUGUGUUGGUGCAGCCAGUCAUCCUCCCCAGCUGCUCAGCUUGAAUUAUCAUGACAAUGGCUCCCAAAUUACGCCCCAUUCAAUGCGCCUGCCUUUGAUUGAUUAACUUACAGUUUCUGUUUGAAUAACCCUGGCGCUAAGAUGCUGAAGCUGUAAUCUCAGAGGGAUAGUUAACAGCGCUGGUGUGGGACUGUGGUCUCGGCUCACACGCUCUUUCUUCUUCAGCCUGACCUCUGCUUAAGUGAGCUGGUAAUUGAGGAAUCCAUUAGUAUUCUUUUGGAAGGACUGCAGGACUCCGCAUAUGUUCAAACUGCAUCAGAUGGCUUGGGGGGGGGCUGGGGGGGUGUUACAGAACAGGGAGCCCCGGCUAAGCUGCCAGCCACAGAGCCCUGCUUGGUUAAUACCCAUUCACAGAUAGAUUUAACUUUUGGCAGCCUUACGCUUACUAGCUGCUGCAGCAGCAACAGAAUCAUAGAAUUGCAGACUUGGACAGGACCCAAAGUGUCAUCUAGCUCAAUCCCCCUGCAAAGGCAAGAAUCACAGCUAAAUAUUACCUCUCUUGGUUCUGGGAACACUUUUCAGUCCGGGAGGGAGUUUUUUCUUCCCAGUGAUAAAUGAAACAACAAGCCAGCCUGAACAUAAACUGGCUUGAAACAGAUAUAACUGGAAUAGCUUAUCCAGCCCCCCCAAAGAUUCCCCAGGAAGUGUAGUUCUUGAUUUCUGAGGGAGCUGAGACUGUUUUGCUAGGUCCCCCUAGAUUCUCUGCCUGAAGCCUUGACAGUUAAAGCAGAAAGGCACACCUGCGUGAGUAAAGUCUACCAGCGCAGAGACACGCACCGUCCCUCCUUGACGAAAAAUCCCCUCCAAGUAUUUGGAGGGAAGAAACGAAGUUCAGACAUGUGCAGAGCAUAAAGUCAGGUGCCUUGACGUUCCUGCAAGGUGUUUCCCAUGGUUGACCCUGUUCUCUAAAUUGGCUUUCAGAUCCCGUAGUGAUCCAGCAGCUCCGAAGAUCAUACAAAUACUUUAAAGAUUACAGGCAGGUGAGUGAGCCUUCCGUUCCUGAUUCUCCCCGAAUCUGUUCCUGAUUCUCCCCAAACGUAAAAAUUGGCUUCCCCUAAGUGUCGGCCGGAGCUUUAUCCUAACUGGGUUUUUAAAAAGGUAAGUUGCUGUGCAGGCACUUCUAUGUCCCAAGAGUUCAGGCCCUCGGAUCCUUUAAGUUUAAAGCAAGUUCCUGGUUGUGGAGAAGCACAAGGAGACCUUAACACUCCUUUGCCAGGAUUAAGUGCCGUGACCAGAAGAAAAGCUGGUUUUGUUUUCUCCCGUUGAAACACCUGUUUGCAAAUGGGUGCUGCUACUCUGAAUUCUACGCAGCAGUUUUGUUGAUUUCAGCCCAGGGGCACCCAGAGCCUUUGUGUGCGUGUGCCAGUGGCUCUGAACUCUUUCUUCUGCCGGCUUUAUGCUCUGCAUUUAAGCCAAUGUCAUGGCUUAUUAUGGGUUUGUAUGUUGAAAACAGUUGUUGCUUUUCCACACACACACACACACACACACACACACACACAGCUCAGAACUUAUAAGUGACAUUUGAAGAUGGACUCCGGGCAUCUUAGUGAUGAGCUAGUUUUAUUUAAGCCAAGUCUUACACACAGGAAUGCAGGAAUCGCAGCUAAAGAACCCCUGACAGAUGUCCAUCCAGCCUCUGCUUAAAAAACAGAUCCCAGGUUCCAGUAGAGUGUGUUCCACUGUCAAACAGCUCUUCCCUACAGAAAGUUCUUUCUGAUGUUCAGUUGGAAUCUCCUUUCUUGUGAUUUGAAUCCAUUGGCUCAGUUUCUGCCCUCUUGAGCAGCAAACCCCCCCCAAAAAAACAACAACAAGCUUGCCCUUCAGAUAUCUGAAGAUGACUGUCAUAUCACCUCUCAGUCUUCUCUUCCCAAACGACCCUUGUGAGAUUGAAGUGUGUGCAGGUGGAUGGACUGGUUAAAAAAGGAAGCAAACCACCAGUCACCAAGCCUGACGGGCCUUGAGUUUUUUGUGACAGUAUCUGCAUGGCUUCUGUUCCUGGGUUAUUGCUUUGCUAUCAGCACCUCUGUGCCUCUUGCCGCUGCUGUGCGCUGAGAAUCCCAUCUGCCGCCAGGGUGAUAAAAUCGCUGGCCUGAAGUCUGCCAUUGCCAGCGUGCAAGCUGCUUUGAGCCCGACAGCUUUGCUUUGCUUGGGCGCUCAUGUUCCUUUUAAGGACCGUCGCCAGGCACAGCUGGGGGAGGGGGGGGAGUCCGCUCUACAAAGACUUUAUCCUUGUAGCAGCUGCAGGAACGCACCUUGGCUUUUCGGUCUGUCGGGAUACCGUGAAGACUGGCUUUAAAACGAACUGCAAAGUUUGAAGGUCUUUCCAAAGAAAAGAAGAAAACUUGCACUGUGUACUCUUGUGUUGUGUUUCUCCGCUUAAUUGAAAGAAGUAAUAAAAUGUACAGAUCAGCACAACUGUUUGGACAUAAUUGAAGCAGUCUGGAUCCAAUCCGAUCCUCAGUAUGCGGCUCCAGAAUAGCGGCUGCUGCUGCUGCUGUUAAUUAUUUCCUUCCUUUUUACCAGACCAGAACUGAAGGUGUCAUCAGAUAAUGAAAGAUUAUAGUUAGAAAGUAAUUAAACUCCAUUAGCUUUGGCUGGUAGCCCUACUGUGCCCCUAUGUCAGGGGUCCUCAAACUUUUUCAGCAGGGGGCCAGUCCACUGUCCCUCAAACCUUGUGGGGGGCCGGACUAUAGUUCGGGGGGGGGAAUGAAAGAGGGACAGUGAGUGGUGCGUAAAAGAGCUCCGGAGAGGGGCUGGCACCAACAGAGCCCAGCCCCCUUCCUCCUCUAGGCAGGGCAGGGAGAAGCCAGGAGGAGGGAGGGUGGUAAGAGCCGCCGCAGUGUGAGGGAGAGGGAAAGAACGUGUACUGGACGUGUUCCUGGACUGUCCGCGGGCCAGAUUUAGAAGUCACUUGGGCCUGAUCCAGCCCUUGGGCCUUAGUUUGCCUACCCAUGCCCUAUGUGGACAGAGACAGCCUAACUUCUGUCUCUUACGCUGUGGUAACCUCUAAGUUGGAUGCCCCGAAGGAAGGGUCUGUCCUCCACUCUUUUAACUGCUGCUGCUGCUCUUUGUUUGUGUCUCUUGCAGAUGAUCAUAGAGCCAACCAGUCCUAAGCUGCUUCCAGACCCCCUGAAGGAGCCCUAUUACCAGCCCCCUUACACUCUAGUCAUCGAACUCACAGAUGUUCUCCUUCAUCCGGAAUGGUCGGUGCGUAUCCAUCCUGGGGCAGCAUUUAGGGAGGUGUAGCAAACAUACUCGUUUCCCCCCACCCCACCUGAGUAUUACUUGGUCAGAUUAAGUGAUAUGGUAGCCUAUCCCUUGACGGACAGCACAGAGGACUGUUGCCUGCACUCCUGUUUGCAGUGCAGUAGCUGGGAUAUGCAGUAAGAGCUGCCUUAGUAUUUGGGGACGGGUCAUGGACUUUUCCUGAUCUCCUGCCAGCACUGAUCUGUGCUGGUUGGCAAGCGCUCUUUCUGUGCAGCUGGUUCUGUAUCUUUCUCCCAGGACUCUACUUUCUCGCCUCUUGUACCCCAACCGCCCUGACGCUGUUCUCCCUCCCUCCCUCAGUUAGUGACCGGCUGGCGCUUCAAGAAGAGACCAGGCAUUGACAACCUGUUCCAGCAGUUGGCGCCUCUCUUUGAAAUAGUCAUCUUCACCUCUGAAACAGGCAUGGUGAGUGCUCUCUCACUGCCCCCCCCCCCAAGGCAUGGCUUGGCUUCCUUAGUCCUGGAGCUACAGCAAGGCGGAGUCAGCUUCUGACCCUGGGACCCUGAUCCCAGGAAGCAAAGAUGGCUCUGCCUAGGCGGAAAUAUAGGUGUGCACCACUUUCCUCCUCCAGCGGCGUAUUCCCACACAAACCCUCUCUCCUCCGCUUUCGUGUGUGUUUUUGUGUGUGUUAAGGAGGGCUGCAGGGAUGCUUCUCUACCUGCAGCCACUCAGGGCAGGCUGGACAGCGGGAGAGCCUUGAAGGGGGUUGUAAGAAUGAAGGACUUAAAAGGGUUGUGGGAAUGUAAGAGCCCAGAGAAAGCACGUCAAGGCUGGAGCCCACACACACACACACACACACACACACACACACACACAAAUACUUACACAUACCUACAGGACCGCCUCUCCUGGUAUGUCCCACGGAGGACCUUACGGUCUUUAAACAAAAACAUCUUGGAGGUCCCAGGCCACAGGGAGGUUAGGCUGGCCUCAACCAGAGCCAGGGCCUUUUCGGCUGUGGCCCCGAUCUGGUGGAACGCUCUGUCACAAGAGACUAGGGCCCUGCGGGACUUGACAUCUUUCCGCAGGGCCUCCAAGACAGAGCUGUUCCAUCAGGUCUUUGGCCAAGGCACAGUCUGACCCCCUCCUUUGGUAAUUCUUCACAGAACUCUAGCGCAAUGGUUGCCAUCAAUUUGAUUCUGAACUGAUUUUAGAAUGAAUUGAUUUUAGAAUGAUGUAUUAUUUUAUUGUUGUUACCCGCUCUGAGCCCGGCUUUGGCUGGGGAGGGCGGGAUAUAAAUAACAUUUUGUUAUUAUUUUAUUUUUAUUCUUAUUAUAAAUCAUGCAAUCCGAGCACACUUGCCAUGUUUUGCUUUUGUUGGAUGUGGGGAAAGGACAUGAAAGCUCCACCCCAGACUGUUACCCAUCUUAUCUCAGGAACCAUAAACGCUAGAAGUUUGCUGUUUCGUUAAAAAAUAAAGAAACACUGGGCUUCUUGACAUCCUGAAUUCUGUGCCAAGUGCCACAUCCCACAUCUGCAUGGUGCAAGGGCUGGCAGGGGUCCACAGUUGGGGUUGGGGUCCCCAAAGCCUUCCAGCGGACUCAGGAAUUUGUGUCGUGUAGGAGAGGGCCGGCCUGCCUGCCUGUCUGCCCAGCACCUCCUGGGUCAGCCUCCUCCCUUCCACUUCUCCUUUCUCACGCUUGAGUGGCGGGAGGGGAGUCCCACAGGGGAGCGUGCCGCUGCUCAUUUGAAUAUGUAUGGGUCCAGCCGGACAGCCAUUCAGCCCAUUGAAUCCAGGCUAUUACUGUGCUAAUUGAGUGGGCCUGUCCUUGUGGGGAGAGAACAACAGCGCGGCCAGGAGACUUGUGGGCAGAAGACAAGGGAGCAGCCUGGCUUGUUUGCUCUUAGCACAUGGGAUUCUGUUAAACCCAGGUCUAAAGGGCUAUCUGCGUUCAGAGCUGUGGCUCCAGUGACAACGUGCGUUAAUCUGUGGUGCUUUGCAGUUUAACAACCACCUGACGACCCCUUCCUAAGAGAGUAGACGCAUUAAAGAGGGUGUUUUUUGGUAGCUGGUCCACGUUUAUGAAAUGCCUUCCAGGGAACGCCUAGCCUGAGCGUAUUUGGGAAGUGGUGCAGGCUUGUCCAGUUUUGGACCGGAUGUCAACAUCUGUCUGUCUCAAUGGGAGAGUGUGCCUUUUGGCAUGAAGUCAAACUCUCGGAAGGUUACAGCGCCUGCUGCAGCUGUGGAGACCGAUCCGGGAGAGACCUGUUUUGUUGCAGCUGAAUUUUAAGCGACAGCCCUGGCCUAUGAGGAGCCACAGCAAAGUCCGUUAGUGGCAGAGUGCCCCACAGCUGGCCAAGACCUGGGGCACAGGUUGGCACAGUAUCCCUCGGGGCGGUGAGACUUGUUCCUUUUGCUGGUGACAGCAAGAAUAGACAGGCCAGACCCUCGAGGCACAUUCUUUAUCACUGUGUGUGUAAUCAAGCUGUGUGUUUAUUUGGGAAAUAAAUGUGCCAGUACGGCCUCCUGAACCAGUAUAGUAAGCAGCUGAAUGGCACGAUGCAGAAAGCACCUUCACUCGCUCUUCCCACUGUUACAAAGACAGAGCCUGGAAAUGUUUUGGGCAUGUGAGGUGAUUCCGCUUUACCCUUCUCCAUUCCAGACCGCUUUCCCCCUCAUCGACAGCGUGGACCCUCACGGGUUCAUCUCCUACCGGCUUUUCCGCGAUGCCACGCGCUACAUGGAUGGGCACCACGUGAAGGUAUUUGCAGCCAGGCUUUCCCUGGGGGGUGGGGGGAGACGCCCAGCGGUGUUUGUGGCCUUGUGUGUUCAUGUGCACGUUUAUCUCUGGGUGGAGACAUCUGGAUGGCACCAGGUUGUGCUUGUCAUCCCUCUGGGGGAAAGUUACGUCUUUCACAACCAGGAUUUUGCUUUUUAUUCCUCCCCUCCCCCUGCAAGUGCACCUAAUACUUCCGGGAGGGUUUGCUCUUUAGCGAGCAUCGAUGAGAGGACCCGCUUCAAUUCCCAGACUGGAUCCCCCGGUGCCUCCUUUGAGAGCUGUGGCCAGUUCGGGGUGGGCUUGGGGCUUGGCGCUUGACGCAGAGCCCCACAGAGGAGAGCACCUGCGGGAUUUCUUUUCCCUUUUACCAGUUGCGUGCCGAGUGCUGGCUGAGCAUCUUGAUCUCGGCCUCCUCCGAUAUUGCCUUAAAAUCACUGAGAACGGGUGUGCUGCAAUCUUGACUCUUCACACUGCCACAGGUUUAAGUUCCAGAGGGGCUUAAUGCGCACGAAAAUCCACAGGAAUGCACUGCAAGGGAUUGAGACCUUUUGAACGUCCCGACGCUCCCGGUGGGCUCUGGCAAAGGGACGCUGGUCCUCCCUGUCUGCAUCUCCUUGCAGAGCGAUGUUAUGCAGCAGCAACCCGGGCCUCCCUUGCAACCCUGCCUCCACAGCUGUGUUUCGAACCCGUGGCCCCGCUACCCAGCCUAGGCGAGCACAAGGCUGGAGCAGCAGGUGCCCUCCUCGUGUUCCGCAAUGCGAGUUCCCCUGUGUCUGUGCUCCACAAUAGAGUGUGGAUGCCUUCUGUCUGUCCUCCUCCCUCCUUCCCUCCCUCCACCUCCCAUCUGCUGCCCCGGAGCCUGUGGGGUGUCUUUUUCACUCCAUGGCAUGUGCGCUUCUGAUUGUUGUGGAUUCUCUUUUCUUUCUAUUUUCCUAAGUGAAAGCGGGGCAGGGGUGGGGGGAGGAGGAGGGGGGAGGCAGGCAGGCAGGCAGAGGAAGGGGGCAAGGAGUUCUCUCCCCCCCACCUGCUCUGAGGAGCGGUUCUGAUGUUCCUCAGAGAUGGUAAAACUGCAGAAGGCUUGUACUGUAGCUGCAGCGUUGAAGACAGGGAAAGAGGAAAGAACGAUUCUAACGAGGGAGCCUUUGAUAUAGCAGGAACGCCCAUGUGAGUGAGGCGGGGGGGGUGGAGUAUUUAAUGGGACAGUCGAAAGAGGGAUGGCUUUCAUUCUUUCAAAGAAAAUAGUUUUGCAUUGCAAGGGAGAUUCAAAUCAGUUUCUCCCCGCCUCGCCCCGGAAGUUCCUUAUUUGGAAGCAAAUUCACAGCAAUCUUAACGUUAUUGUGACAGAAGGCAGGUCCUGUGCCUGUAUCGCAGAAACUGAUACUCGGAUUAAGAUUACGUAUUAAACUCAAGGUUCUGAAGCAGAACAUUGGGUGGCGGGGGAGGGGGCGGCAGGGAGGAAUCUUCACCAGGAAAUUCAAAGGCAGUUUCCAUUUCAAGCUCUCUUGAACCUCUCGGGGCCUUUGACCCAUUUCUCUCAUUGUCAAGUAGGCUAGGACAAUUGCACCUUGGAAAGUUUCUGCGUCUCUUGCAAUGUGCAGGCCCGUCCUGAAACGCCUGUUGAGUUUUUUGGGGGGAAGCCAGCCUUGUCUGCUGGUGACCUCUCCAGCCUGCCUCUGUGUCUUCCUCUCGCCAGGAUAUUUCCUGCCUGAACAGAGAUCCCUCGAAAGUGGUGGUGGUGGACUGCAAGAAGGAGGCGUUCCGCCUGCAGCCCUUCAACGGCAUGGCUCUGAAGAAGUGGGACGGGAAUUCGGACGACCGGACACUCUUCGACCUUGCCGCCUUCCUGAAGAGUAAGGAGACAUUCGCCCAAAAUAGAACCAUAGAAUUACGGGAUUGUAGAGUCCAUCUAGUCCAACCCCCUGCAGUGCAGGAAUCUCGGCUGAAGCAUCCAUGAUAGAUGGCCGUCCAACCUCUGCUUAGAAACCUCCAAGGAAGAAGAGCCCACAACCUCCUGGGGGAGAUGGUUCCACCGUCAAACAGCUCUUGAUGUUGGAAAAUUUUUCCUGAAGUUUAGUUGGAAUCUUCUUUCUUGUAACUUGACUCCAUUGGUUUGAGUCCUGCUCUUCAGAGCAGAAAACAAGCUUGUUCUCUCUUCCACGUGAACUAUCUAGUCCAGCCUUUCUCAACCUUGGGUUUCCAGAUGUCGUUGGACUACAGCUCCCAUCAUCCAUAGCCAGCAGGGGCAGCAGUCAGGGAUGUUGGGAGGGGUUUUCCAGCAACACCUGGGAACCCAAGGUUGAGAAAAGCUGGGCUCUAGGUCGUGGGACAACCCCAAAGCGUUUGUAGGAUCCUCAUCCCUGUCCAAGGGUAUUCAGUGAGUGCCUGCUCCUCAUAUCCAUGGCAGUGUCAGGGUGCAGAACUUCAAGGCCAGACAAUCUCCUGUUUCGAAACACAGCAAAUUUCUGACUCCUGCCGCUGCAGAGAGGAGCUGCAUGGCGUGUGGGCACUGCUGGGUGGAAUACAGGAAAACCAGGAGGAGACCCAUCUUCUGCCUUCUUCACUGCCAAGGCUGGGGCUGGGGAAAGGCUCCCUGCCUGAAACCCUGGAGCAGGGGUCAGCAAACGUUUUCAGCAGGGGGCCGCUCCACUGUCCCUCAGACCUUGUGGGGGGCCAGACUAUAUUUGGGGGGGGGGAGGAGGGAAUGAAGGAAUUCCUAUGCCCCACAAAUAACCCAGAGAUGCAUUUUUAAAUAAAAGGGCACAUUCUACUCAUGUAAAAACACGCUGAUUCCCGGACCGUCCGCGGACCGGAUUUAGAAGGCAAUUGGGCCAGAUCCGGGCCCCGGGCCUUAGUUUGCCUACCCAUGCCCUGGAGAGAGUAAACAGUCCUGAGCUAGAUGGAGCAAUGGUCUGACUCAGGGACAUAAGGAAGCUGCCCUCUACGGUGUCACUAAUACAUGAAAUGGGUACAUGAUCCAGGCUGAUUCUCCUUUAAUGCUUGUCGCCUCCUUCUUGCCUGGCAGCCAUUGCCUUGAGUGGCGUAGAAGACGUCCGGACCGUGCUGGAAAACUACUCCUUGGAAGAGGACCCACUGGAGGCAUUCAAGCGCAGGCAGUCACAGCUGGAACAGGUGAGGAGGAGUGCAGAGUCAGGGCUGGGGGCUUUGUCCUUGGGUGGGGGAGGCUGCUACUGCUUUGGUGAAGCCCUUAAACAUGGUCAGGAUGCUGGGGUUGCAGAGUCACCAUCCCAGUCGCUUCGUUGGGAAAUCCUGGUUUCCCUGCUUACUUUAGCUUACUUAGAAUGUUCUAAGCUCACUACCAUCUCGUAUGGUGAGGCCAGCCCAGUGGGCAAAAAUGCUGCUGGAGAAAGGCCCACACUCAAUACAGAUCUUAGGCCGAGUUUGGCUUUUGCAGAUAGUGGGGUCCCAGAAGAUUUUUUGCGUUUCACCGCCAUGUCUUGGUUGGUUCCUCCUUUUUCUCAAGGGACGGCAAGUGCCUCAGAGGAUCUGCGGAAUGCCUUCUCCACGCAUUGGCCUAGUUCAACCUCACAUUAAACCACAGUUUAAAGCAAACAAUGGUUUACUGUGACGUGAGCAGCAUGCUGGUGCAUGCAGCAAAAAAAAUAAUUCAUGCAGCUCUUCCCCUCCACUGCUGUGCUCCUGCAAACAAAACAAGCACCUGAGUCUGCCCUGCCAAGCCGUUCGAUCCUGGGCUUGCGGGUUGUUUUUCUCCAAACCCACCCUGGGCAAGCAACCAAGGUUUGCUGGUCAUCUGCACGAAGGCAGUUUAAAAACAAGUCUCUGGCCUAACGUGGCAGGUGAGCCAGGCUGCUGAGUUACUCUGCUAGCCUCCUUGACACGUCCACAUGCACGGGAAUGGGAUCGGCCGGGCUCGGGGCGGCAGCCUUCCUGGAUUCCUUGGUGGUGACCAGGCUCCCCUUUGUGUCGCCUGUCCUUUUGCUUCAGGAAGAGCAGCAACGCCUCUCUGACCUCUCCCAGCACAAGAAGCAGCAGCUCUUCCUGGGCUCCCUGGCAAGCCGGCUGUGGCCUCGCUCCAAGCAGCAGUGACGCCGGCGCCUUCGAGGGACAGCCACGCUGCCCGCAGAAACGGACUCCUCGGCCGCUCUGGAGGCGACAGCCACACCUGAGGGUGCGGCGCAGACUUUGCCCCCCAAAGCCAGGGGCUGCAAGUGCUGGCACCCUCCGUCUCACCCUUCCCUUAAUUUCCAGCAGCAGUAUCCCCACCGAGGCCUGGACCGCUGUGCGCAUGGACUGGGAUCUCUCUUUUUCCAGGGGAGGAACUCUUCUGGAGCAGCAGGAUUUGUGGUGGCCUGUUGAGCAGCCUCUCCUGUGCGCAGCCAAGGGAGUGAGCCUCGCCGUCCCAGCCAGGAAAGGGGGGAGGAUGGGGGGGCGCGCGCAGUGUUCUCCUAGAUCGCCUCCGGACCGGUGUCUCGCAUCCUGCUAUCAUGUUCCCUUCAGGCUCCAGGCCCUGCUGCUACUCUUCUGGGGCAAACAGAAAUGAAUGUUGCGUGUACUCUGAAAUAAAUGGCCAUCUUUCUAGCGAA